Molecule: messenger RNA, 426 nt
Organism: Fusarium musae
Lineage: Eukaryota; Fungi; Ascomycota; Sordariomycetes; Hypocreales; Nectriaceae
Exons: 2
Coding region: 1-426 (141 amino acids)
Source: RefSeq, a predicted model, not a curated record
AUGGCUGCCCGACGGCAUGGCGCAGAGGAUGAAAAGCCCAUCUUCUCAGAGCUCUUCGGCUCCGCUGGAUGGCGGUCAGGGGAGCUUAUCAAAGAGAUGAGUGACUCAGCCGACUUCUAUUGCGAGCACAUGGGCGUUGUCAGAGACAUUGCCGCUGCGAUGCUAGAGCCAACCGAAGCUUUGCAUACUUACGAGGAGCGGUUCCGCCCUUUCAUGAAGACUGUUCAGGAUGGUAUUGAGAAGAACAAGACCUACUGGUACAAGAUGCCAUCAGGCCCGAUUUUGCUUAUGGCAUUGAACCUCUUCCUCGCCAUUGCUUCUUUCUUCAGAUUGGAUGUCCUUGCUAAAAAUGCUAUGAGGGAGGAUACGGGUGACUGGAAACUUCCGGACUACGAAGGGAUGGAUCUGCGAAAGAAGAAAGAUUAA